Molecule: messenger RNA, 549 nt
Organism: Didymella exigua CBS 183.55
Lineage: Eukaryota; Fungi; Ascomycota; Dothideomycetes; Pleosporales; Didymellaceae
Exons: 1
Coding region: 1-549 (182 amino acids)
Source: RefSeq, a predicted model, not a curated record
AUGACUCACGAAGGCAACGGUAGUGCUGAGGCGGCUACAACACUUGUCGAAAGAUCUGGAAAGGUCACUCCAAAGUUUGGGGAUGGCAUGACCAGCAGGAUCCUCUUUUACGCUGGUGACUGGAUCUGCAAUGAGGACAUAUACGGCUUUCAUGACUUCGCCGCAAAUGUCACAUGUCUGUGCUGCAAUUUGAGCCGCAAGGAAGCAGGAUCUGUUUCAUCUGGCAUAACUUUAAGCUUCAUUAUGGCGCACUCACAGCCUCGUCAGGAAGACAGCAAACGCACAGCCGCCACGCAGCAGCCUGGUCUAUCAAAGGAACUGCGGCCGGAGUUCGCGUCGGACGUGUUCAGUCAGAACGCUAGGACGUCAGUGCAGAAUGGGCACAUAGAUUCCAUGACGGAACUUCGGUCGCCGCAUGAAAGGGAAUGUCCACAUGCGGGCUCACUGCACACACUGUCAUAUCCUAUGCAGUUGCAAACAGGCCAAGUGGCAUAUGGAGGCCCUCGAAAUGGUAUAGCAAAAGCCCAAUCAGAAGAAUCAAGGAGUUAA